AUGUCGGCAGACCUGUUCGCUGAGUUUGGAGUUGGGCCAUCCACCAGCCACCCUUCAAGAGCUCCAAACCAGCAAGCUGUCAUAUCUCAGACCAGCUCUUUAAUCCCAGAUUUCGACAUAGCCGAUCAGGCUUUCACAGCUCAAUCUUCCAAUCAUCUGAAUGGGCCUACUCCGUCAUAUACACAACAGCAAGGUGCUACUGGUUACCCGAUACGUUCUGAGUUCAAUGAUUUUGGUGACUUUGAGCAGCCCCAGCAGCCUGUCAACGGCAAUGAUGUGCUUUUCGAUGCUACGCUGGAGAGCUUUUCAGAUGACGGCAGCGAUGACUGGGGUGAAUUCGAAACUGCAGAAGCGCCGCCCACUCGAUCUCACUUAAACCCUCCUGAAAAGCAGAAGGCCAUGAUGGCUUCCAAAUCCAAGGUCUCGCACGAUUCUAAGCCUUCCCGAGGGGCUCAAGCAAUUCCAAAUUUGUUGGACUCCUUGGACACUUUAUCAAUGAAUGAAAGGCCCUCCCAUAAUAACCGCCCUUCCAACAAAAAGUCGAUUGACGAUGCUUUGACAAUAGGGAGCUGUGUCUCCCAGCCGCAGCCGCCGAGGCCAAAGUUGCCUAUGGAAGAAGAACCUUUUGAGGAAUGGGGAGACUUUACCGAUGGGCCUAUCCAGACUAGUCAACCUUCUAGCGCAAAGACAAGUGCUCAACAGGUUUCCAGCAAGAGCGGAGAGCUGUCACAACCCACCAAGGCCGCUUUAGGAUCAGGAGUAAGAACGAUGCAAGCACACAAGCCAGUCACACAGUCUACUCCCACAAGUCAUGUGCGUCCAACCAAUAUUCCUCCUCCGUCGAUACUACUCGGGCUGUUUCCUCGGCUCUUUGAACAACUUCGACAGGAGGGUACCAAAGCCAAAAAGAAAGCUCAGCAAAAGGAAAGCUUAGGUGCAGUCGCUCUAUCCAUUAUUUGCACACUCAAAGCUGUCGCGAGGGUUGUCGCAGGCCGCACAUUGCGGUGGAAGAGAGACGCAAUCUUGAGUCAGAGUAUGCGUAUCGGCCCUGCACGCUCUGGCAAAGUUGGAGGGAUGAAGUUGAGCACUGUCACCAAGAAUGAGGAUAUUAAGGAGCAGCAAGAGGCUGUUGAUGUGAUAAACAUGUGGCGAGACCGGGCUGCACUAUUCAAUUCUGUUAUUCAGGCUGCUGGAAGACGCCCAGUUCAGGUUGUCUCGGAGACUACCCGAGUCACAACAGCUACGCUCGGGCAGGGAGCUAUCAAGGCCUCCCAUGCGUGUGCUCUGUGCGGCUUGAAGAGAGACGAACGGAUACCAAAGCUCGACGAGAAUGUGGAGGAUAGUUUUGGCGAGUGGUGGACGGAGCACUGGGGACACACCGAAUGCAGGCAUUUCUGGGAGGACAACAUGGGUCUUCUCGGCCAACGGUGA
Aspergillus calidoustus is the source of this 1431-nucleotide messenger RNA. NCBI's taxonomy places the organism in Eukaryota, Fungi, Ascomycota, Eurotiomycetes, Eurotiales, Aspergillaceae. The record is from the annotation of a GenBank genome assembly.